This is a messenger RNA of Thamnophis sirtalis, 4925 nucleotides long. Lineage: Eukaryota; Metazoa; Chordata; Lepidosauria; Squamata; Natricidae. The record is from RefSeq and is a predicted model, not a curated record.
UUUGUGGUAGUUGCUGUCCUUGCUUGGAUAAUUGUAGGGAAAAAAAAGUUAAUCUAAUAUUGUGCAGUGUAGGCAUGAGCUGGACAGGAGAUUCUAAAGCGUGUUUGUGUAUCUUAAAAAGUCUUAUAAUGAGGGCUGAGAGCAGGUUUCAAUUAACAAGUAUGAGAGGAAGCGUUUUACAUAGUUUAAAAUGAGCCUGAUUCUAAAUAGGGCCUGCAUGUUUAGGAUAUAAAGCCACAAGAGCUGUCUGCGUUCAGCAAGUUUUGCUUGUCUCGCUAGUAGUCAUUAUGUUUUAAAAGAGGGAAAUGGUUAAGUGGAAGGAUAAGAUUGCAGAAUAUUAUUCUGGUUCUGAAAACACGCAUAGGAAGAUCUCUGUUGCUUGGCAGAUGGACUCUAAGUACCACUGAAUGUUAGCUCUGGAAAUUUCAAAAGCUCUGCAGUAGCUGGGAUGUUGCGACAGAACGGUGACAGCAACAAGCGUGGUUUAGGAUUAACUAAACUGUCUACCUCCAAUUUCUUCCCCAUCUCUAAUACAGGAAACUGGGGUAUGGGGCGCAAUAUCAAAAGUAGUUCUCUGAACAGCAUUAGCUCAAACUUUGAUGGCUAUGACAGCAUGAUUGUGGAUCCAGACUAUAUCAUGCAGCUGGUGAACGAUGUCAGAAAAUUUGCGGAUGUUUUACUGAAUUUGAGAGAAGCCAUUACUUCAGAAAAUCAAAACUGUCUCCAUCAAUUUGUUCAUGAACGUUUGGGUGAGGUGCUUCGUGUAUUAAAGGCAAUAAUUAACAAACAUCCGAAUCUUUAUUCAGUUGAUGUUCUAAGUGCUGCAGGUACAGUCAUUGCAAAAGUCAGAGCUGUGAACUUUAAGGAAAUUAAUGAAGAAAAGAAGCGAGAAGUAUUAAGUGAAAUAUUCUCUUCUAUUGACUUACUGGCAUUCACUUUUGGCAACGCAGUUUCAGACUUCCUUAUGGGAGAUGUGGAUAAUGGCUCAGGACUGGGUCUUCAGGUAUCUCGGCAAAGUCAAUCUUUUGAAAACCUUUGUACAGAUUCUGGAAUAUCAUUACAUGAAGGUGUUCAAUCAACAGGGCACCUUAGUCCUGAAGAAAUUGAUAGCGCUCUUCUAAGAAAUGAUAAUGGAAUCAAAUCUGCUCUAUCCUAUGCUAAAGCAUGGUCAAAAUAUGUAAAGGAUAUUAUUGUAUGGGUAGAGAAAAAGAUUAAUUUGGAAAUGGAGUGUGCUAAAAACCUGGCAAAAGUAGCAGAAACCACGAAGACUAUUAUUUUAUCUCAGGACUACAUGCCAUUCCAGUCAAUAUUCAUAAAUGCAUUUCAAAAUGAUAUAGAGAACAGUCUGCUUUGGCAGCAGACAGCAGUAGCUCUUCAAACUAAUAAAUUUUUACAGCCACUGCUGGGGAGAAAAAAUGAAUUGGAUAGGCAAAGAAAAGAGAUAAAGGAACUUUGGCAACGAGAACAGAAAAAAUUGCAAGAACUGGAAUCAAGUGUAAGGAAAGCAAAACAAUUAUAUCUUCAACGGCAAGAGGAGUAUGAGAAGGCAAGAUCAACCACUCUUCGUGCUGAGGAUGACUAUAUUUCUUCCAAUUGGGGCUUUACAAAAGAUACCAGCAAAUUAGAAAAGAAACGUAAACUGGAAGAGGAAGCUCUCCAAAAAGCUGAAGAAGCCAAUGAACAUUUCAAAGCCGGCAAGGCUGAAGUUGAAGAAAAGAGAAGUAAUCUAGAAAAUUUCAAAAGUGUCAUUUUAACACAGCUACGGGAACAAAUUUAUCAAUGUGAUCUCACACUAAAAGCUGCAACAGUCAACCUUUUCCAGAUGCACCAUGCCCAAGAAGUGUCUAUUCCAGUUGAUUACCAACACCUUUGUGAAAGUGCCAAGCUGUAUGAUCCAGGAAAAAUGUUAUUUGAAUAUGUGAAGAAUUUGCCAAAAUAUGAUGCUCCUACUGAGUCUGCUUGCUUUGAAACUCAGGCUUCCCAGGUUGAAGGAGUUUUUGGUGAACAGUCAAACAAUGUUUCUGCAUCCCAAGGAAGCAUACCUCAGUGCUCAAGAGAUUAUCCUAUUCCGUUACUAGAUGAUACUACAAGCCCAGCCUAUCUUUGCUCUCAAAAAAUUGGAGACAAAAGAUCUUUGAGUAAUACAGAUGUUUCUGGUAAUACUUCAAUUGAUCAUUUAUGUAGUGUGCGAGGCCCACCACCUUUUAGAUCCUGGUCAGUUGGUAAUCAAAGUGGGGGAAUGUGCAGUGAUUCUGAAAGUGCAGGAGGAAGCAGUGAAUCACGAUCUGUGGAUUCUCCAUCUGCUAGCCCAGUAGGUGACUUUAAAAGACUUCCUCGUACACCAUCUAUUGGGACCAUGUCAUCUGCAGAUGACCUUGAUGAGAGAGAGGCACCUUCACCUUCUGAUUGUGGUUUAAAUGACCUAGCAGCUGAAAUUGCCAGUACACCUGGACCUUUUCGAAACACUCUCCUGUCUAAGGCAGCACAGACACACAAACUUCGGAAGCUGAGGUCGCCAUCCAAAUGCAGGGAAUGUGAUAGUCUGGUUGUAUUCCAUGGAGCAGAAUGUGAAGAGUGCUCGCUUUCCUGUCACAAAAAAUGUUUGGAGACUUUAGCUAUUCAGUGUGGGCAUAAGAAGCUUCAUGGAAAACUUCAUUUGUUUGGGGUAGAAUUUACUCAAGUUUCUAAAAAUAGUCAAGAUGGUAUCCCUUUCAUCAUAAGAAAGUGUACCUCUGAAAUUGAAAGCAGAGCCUUAAAUAUGAAGGGGAUAUAUCGUGUGAAUGGCGCCAAAUCCAGAGUUGAAAAACUUUGUCAGUCAUUUGAAAAUGGGAAAGAUUUGGUAGAAUUAUCUGAACUUCAUGCGCAUGAUAUAAGUAAUGUCCUUAAAUUAUUUCUUCGCCAGCUCCCUGAACCUUUGAUUUUGUCUCGAUUUUACAAUGAAUUCAUUGGACUUGCAAAAGAAAGCCAGAAUAUUAAUGGGGAACUUGAUAUGAAACAGAUGAGACCAAAAUCAAACAAACAGCAGCCAGUUUGCAUUGAAUUGAAUAGGAUCAUACUUAAAAUUAAAGAUCUACUGAGAUUGCUACCUACAGUGAACUAUAACACUCUGAAGUUUCUUUUAGCUCAUCUUUGCAGAAUCCACCUGUACUCUUGAAAGAAAACUCAGUCUUGGCAAGCAAAAUUCUUCUUCAGAAUCUACUCCUGUCUUGGCUUUGGAAAAUGAAACAGUUCCCAUAAAAGAAUCAGAAAAUAAAGCGACUCCAGUUUCAGAUCAAGACAAUGGGAAGCAUGACUUUGAAACCGAUGGUGUUAAAAGUGAUCAGUUAAUAAGACAUAAACGUCAUAUAACCAAAGUUCAGAUGCGCUGUCAAAGGUCCAAGCCAUUUUUUCGUCCUGUGAGUUUACCUUUAGGAUCGAUGCUUCCUUCUUGUACUUUAAAUGAACAAAACUUCCAGGAUUCAAGUCUGAACCCAGACAAGCUUGGGAAAAGUCUUAUUAUUGAAGACAUUUCUGAGACACAGUCACUUCCCUCUGCUAACGCUGGCUCUAGAAUCUCUUGUUAUGACCCACAAACUCUGAAAAAGACUUGGGACAAGCAAUAUAAACAGUAUGACAUGACGUCAAAAACAGCAAAGAUUAUGACCAAUAUCCAGGAAAACCUAACCCAGGAAUCUAUACAUACAUGUGCCUUAAACCCACCUGGCAACGUUGUUCAUAAUUCAGUGAAUGCCAUACUUCUUUGUAAGCCAUGUACAGGACGGAUCCCAACUAUAAAGCCUGCGGGAGAAGCUCAUUGCCCAGCCUCGUCUCCUGUUGGCAGUUUGAAAAAGCCAAGAUGUUUCCAGCCGCCAGGAGGAACCUUUUAUAGACCAUCACCCAACAAUAAUGCCAAACCAAAUGAUGAGACUUCUGCGUCCAAACGCUGUGCAGCAAUAACCCAUAACGACAUGCCAGGACUAGGUGUGAAUCCUGGCCUUGAUCACAGCUUUUUGGAUUCCUCCAGCCAACAGAGAAAGCAGCCAAAACCCAAUUUUGAAACCGUGUCCCCUACAGAUUUGAAGCCCGCUUAUCAGAGAUUAAGGCCAAAGCGGGUGCAAGAACUGGAACACAGGGAAGCUCAUUUUGUGUAAGGCACUCAAAACUUCUGGAGUAGUUUUUUUUUUUUUUCUUGAGGAUUUCACCUUUGUGCCAUAUUGAAAUUAUUUUUAUAAAUAUCUGUACAGGCAUUUUAAAACAAGCUGUGAAGACUAUUGAAGUUAAUUUUUUAUUGUUAUUAUUAUUAUUUCAUUUUUCUCGAGAGUAUUUAAAUGCAUUCCAAAUGUAUGAGCAGCUAAUACGAAGUGCACUCAAAGAAACCUUAUAAUCUACUUCAUUUGUUCAAUUGUAUUUUUUCUCUCAUGAAAGCCUACUUACGAGUGCAGCAGUGAAAGGAGCCCAUAUCCAAGAAUAAAUUGUUUAUUAAGACUGCAGAGUAUGAAUGAAAUAUAGAUACUUAAUUUAAGAAUAAACCAAAGCUUGAAGCAUUGCUCUAAGUGUCUGUAUUUAGUUUUUUCUCUACUCUGGACAAUUAAAUGCUCUCCAGUUCACUGAAACAAACAGUCUCAAGUCACAAACAGAAAUACUGGAUAUGAAAGCAUAAUUUGACACUAAUGGUCAACUUGGCUGAGAAAGUAUGCAGCAAACUGUUUGGAGCUGGAAUAAUAAGUGUCACUUUCCUGUUUUAUCUGUUUCCUGUAUGAUGUUCGAUCCAGAAGUAGUUUAAGAGUCUCAGUGUUCACAAUGAAUUAACAAAGUUUCACCUAUGCUGGUUGUGUUGUUCUUUUACUCCCUUUUGUUUCAUUUAUCCUUUAUUCCUGUUUUAUGUUACCAUAUGUACCAUAUGUAAUAUUGGCCAGUGACUGAAGUAAAGUAUUUUGACAAAGUUA